AUGCAACAACCUUCUUUUGCGAUACUGAACACACCAGCCAGUUUCACAAAGCCCAACUUCCUUGAUCCCCAUGAAGUGCAGGAGAGGCAGCCCAUCUCCCUCGUGUACAAGGACAAGAGCUGGCAGAAGACCAUUCGCUACUUCCUCACGCGCCACGGCCAGAGCAUCACCUCCCUCCACCUCAUCUUCACCAACUUGCAGCAGCUCCCCACCCUCCGCCCCUUGAUCGCUCGCUGCAGUCCCUCCCUCUCCUCCUUCAGCAUCAAGCUGCGGGGCUUCGUGGACAGCGACGAGGAGCAGGAGGACGAAGCCUGGACUCUCGACUUCCUCACCGGCUGCUCGCGCCUGCACCAGCUGAAGCUGGGCCGGGGCAUGUGGAACCUUGACGAGAGCUGUGCGAAUGCAGCGUGGGUGAGGUCCAUCCGCUGCCUGACCCUGAAGCACAUGGAUAGGAGAUAUAGAAACUACAAGUUCCUCGAGUCGAUCACGCCGCAGCUGCACGAGUUCACGCUCUACGAGCACUGGCACCUCUCUCAUGGGCCCGUCUUUGGCUCCCACGUCAUGGAAUUCAACUUUUCCAAUGCCCGCCUCCUCCGCUUCCGCUUUGCCAGCAACGAGCUCAAGCUCAAGCUCACCGUGCCGCCCUCACUAAAGAGCCUAUCGGUGAUGGCCAAGUGGCUCGUGCUUUCCUGCAAGAGCACCGCCCCUCUCGCUCUCGACCACCUCUCGUUGUAUGGUCAGGAGCGCCUUGUCAUCUCCUCCCUCCACAUCGCAUCCGCGCGAGCCGUGUACCUCAAUGGGCCGGCCAGCGAUGAGGAAUCCAGCUGCCCGAGGCUCUCUGCUCAGCUGCCCCCUUCCUGGCAGCAUGUUCCAUACGGCAUCUCUAACUUCUCCUGGACCAACUGGCUGGGCUCCAUAGCGCAAAACGUUGAGGUACUUAUAGUGAGGCAUGGGAUCCCGAUUGAGGAGGUGGAUGAGGUGUGGAGGAACCUGCGCAGCCUUGGGAUUGUCGCGCACGCGAAGGGGGAGCAUAGUAAGGAGUGGGAGGCGACGCUGGAGAAUGACAGGGCGUUUAUGGAUGAUGGGGAGUAUGAUGAUGAUGAUAUGGAUAAUUAUGAUGAUGACGAGGAUAGUAUCAAGCUUCCCUCCAUCCGCGCUCCGAAUCUUCAGUUCCUGUUCUUCCCUUCCAGCAAGGCGUGUAAUGCGUCCACACUGGCUGCACUGCGGCAGGACUACCCCGCCCUAGCGCUCUACUGUGUGGUGGACCGUUCGUUCUACUGGCACAGGAAGGGCGAGAGGGUGAGCAAUGCGCCGCUCAAGCAUGUGCGGCAGGCAAAGAGCGGGAUGCUGCGGCAUAGGUUUCUUGAGAAGAAGCCGAAGAAUGUUAGGGAGAAGAUGUACAGUGUGAACAGGAAGCUGGUGGAGGGGUAUAGAGUUGAGGAGGAUGAGGCUCAUAUAGUUUCCGCAUCUCCCGCCGCCAUCCCCGCAUCCCUCAUGUCUCGGAAAAUCACAGCCACCGCUUUGAGGUCCCCACCAGGUGCCUCCGCCGCAUCAGGCGCCGCAUCAGGCGCCGCAUCAGGCGCCGCAUCCGGCGCCGUACCCGGCGGCGCAGUUGCGGCGCGAAAUUCAGCCGGCAGCUCAGGAACCACUCCAGGCCUGCGGAGCGGCAGAGGCGGCAGGGGGAGGGCGGUGGCGGCUCGCGCAAGUGGCGGCGGUGGGGGGGAAGCAGAGGCAGCGGGGGGAACGGGCGGAGGCAUGGUGCUGGCCGCCGUGCUUGUCGCAUGCAUUGGCGCAUUCGCCUUCGGUUACCACAUCAGUGUGGUGAACGGGCCGUUGGAUCACAUCCUCGUCAGCAUCGGCGCGCCUGGCAACUCCCUCGUAGGAGGCUGGGUGGUGAGUGCAUCGCUGCUCACAGCAGCGUGUGGCGCGCUCUCAGCCGGCUGGCUCGCCGACUCUGUGGGCAGGCGAACCACCUUCCUGCUGCUCUCGCUGCCCCUCGCACUCGGGAGUGCUCUCAGUGCCACAGCGUCAUCGGUGCCACAGAUGCUGGUGGGGCGUGCGCUCACAGGGCUGGCCUUUGGCGUCAUCUCCUGUGUUGUGCCCGUCUACAUCUCCGAGAUAGCGCCAGCAUCAGUGCGGGGUCGCCUGGGCUCGUUGAACCAGCUGGCCAUCUGUGUCGGCAUCCUCGCUGCUCUGCUCGCUGGUCUGCCCCUCGCUGCCAACCCCUCCUGGUGGCGGCAGAUGUUUUGGAUUGGAGUGGCACCAGCGGCCGCCCUGGCUGCUGGCAUGCUGUGGGCGCCUGAGAGCCCGCGGUGGUUGGCUAAGGUGGGCAGGAUUGACGAGGCCGAGAGGCAGCUAAAGCGCCUGCUGGGUCCCUCCCAGGCUGCUGCUGCUGCAGCGGAGCUCUCCUCCUCCUCGCCUCAACCUGUUGCCUCCGCCAAGGGAGCAGCAGGUGCAGCGGUGGAUGGGUUGGCGGAGGCAGAGGCAGGUGUUGCGAGGAAACGGGCAGACGAAGCACCUGCCGCAUCGUUCUUCACCCUCUUUUCGAAGCGCUACCGCAAAGGCACGGCAGUCUCACUCAACCUGGUGGACCGUCAGGGCCGCAAGAGCCUGCUCAUGGGGUCCUUUACCGGCAUGGGCUGUUCGAUGCUGCUUCUAGCCCUCACGCUCUCCUUCCCGCCACUCCAGCCCGUAGCAGCGCCGCUCUCUGUGUUGGGAACAGUCGCCUACGUUCUCUCCUUUGCCAUGGGAGCCGGACCCGUGCCGGCCCUACUCCUCCCCGAGAUCUUCCCCUCCAACAUCCGCGCCUCUGCUGUGGCAGCAGCGCUCACCACGCACUGGCUCUGCAACUUCGUUAUAGGCCUCUCCUUUUUAGGGUUUGUGAAGGUGGUGGGUGUGGCGGCAGCGUAUGUGGGGUUUGCGGCGGUGUGCUUUGUCGGGGUGGUGUUUGUGCGCGCGUGUGUGGUGGAGACCAAGGGGCGGAGCUUGGAGGAGAUUGAGCGGGAGCUUAUUGGUAGUGACGCUUAG
Closterium sp. Naga37s-1 is the source of this 3027-nucleotide messenger RNA. The record is from the annotation of a GenBank genome assembly. NCBI's taxonomy places the organism in Eukaryota, Viridiplantae, Streptophyta, Zygnematophyceae, Desmidiales, Closteriaceae.